AUGGCCGUCGCAUCUAUACAAGACCGCACGGCCGAAUUCCGGUCUGUGCUUACCCAAGUACAAAAACGACAGGCUUCAUCCAAAGUCGGCGCGCAGAGGAGGUCGCUCUUAACCGAUUCGCAAAAAGCUGCUGCCAAUGGCGACGCGCAACCGCAUAGGAGGUCAGAAUUCGCUAGGCGCGCCGCCGAGAUAGGGCGCGGGAUCGCCGCUACAAUGGGCAAAUUAGAGAAGCUGGCGCAGUUGGCGAAGCGCAAAACGUUAUUCGAUGACCGGCCCGUCGAGAUCAACGAACUCACCUUUAUAAUAAAACAGGACCUGUCUUCCCUAAAUCAGCAGAUCAGCGGAUUACAAGCACUGACGCGGCAACAACAUCCCAAGGCGGAUCAAGUCGGCGAGCACAAUAAGAAUAUCGUGUUAAUGCUACAAGGCAAACUGAGCGAUGUUGGGGCCAAUUUCAAGGACGUACUCGAGGUGCGCACCAAGAAUAUCCAGGCGUCGCGGUCGCGCACCGAGAACUUCAUAUCCUCCGUAUCGCAACAUGUCCAGCCACCAUCUAUUCAACAAUCUGCAAGCCCCUUGUACGGAACACCGAACCGGGGUACACCAUCGCCCGGCGCGGACCUCUUAACGCUUAACCCCCCGGCAGCGAUAGGCGACCAACAGUUGCUCAUGAUGGAAGAGGCAGCGCCGCAAAACUCGUACAUCCAGCAGCGAGGCGAAGCCAUCGAGGCUAUCGAGAAGACCAUCAGCGAGCUAGGGUCGAUCUUUGGGCAAUUGGCGCAGAUGGUCUCGGAGCAAAGCGAGAUGAUCCAGCGUAUUGACGCCAACACCGAAGACGUCGUCGACAACGUUCAAGGCGCCCAGCGCGAAUUGCUCAAGUACUGGUCGCGCGUAUCCAGCAAUCGGUGGUUGAUCGCUAAGAUGUUUGGCGUGUUGAUGAUAUUUUUCCUGUGA
Messenger RNA from Daldinia caldariorum, 954 nucleotides. RefSeq names its product putative ER-golgi SNARE complex subunit. Gene Ontology annotation, biological process: vesicle fusion; intracellular protein transport; endoplasmic reticulum to Golgi vesicle-mediated transport. The record is from RefSeq and is a predicted model, not a curated record. Lineage: Eukaryota; Fungi; Ascomycota; Sordariomycetes; Xylariales; Hypoxylaceae. The coding region runs from base 1 to 954 and encodes 317 amino acids. Gene Ontology annotation, molecular function: SNAP receptor activity; SNARE binding. The transcript has 3 exons. Gene Ontology annotation, cellular component: Golgi membrane; SNARE complex; endomembrane system.